Messenger RNA from Spodoptera frugiperda (fall armyworm), 867 nucleotides. RefSeq lists its product as uncharacterized. The transcript has a single exon. Lineage: Eukaryota; Metazoa; Arthropoda; Insecta; Lepidoptera; Noctuidae. The record is from RefSeq and is a predicted model, not a curated record. Bases 1 to 867 code for a protein of 288 amino acids.
AUGGCGGAUAAUAAUAAACAAAUAAGUAGUGAAAGUAUAUGCCUUACCAACGGAUCGAGCUACAAUUCACUUAGUGAGAAUGAUAUUAACGAAAUUAUAGAACAAUAUCAUGAAGAGGAGGAGAUGAACUUUGAGAUGAGUAACGAUACAAAAUCCGGGAAGCGAGUUAGAUCCGAUACAGAAGAAGAGACUGAUACAGAAUGGCGAGUACAAAGAAAGGGAAAGAAGAUGAAAGAACAAGAUAAAAUUGAAUUGUAUAUUUCAUGGAAUGAACAGUUACCUAAACAAUUCGCGUUAGCGAAACUCUUUAAACAGGAAGACAUAAAAGAUAUUAUAAAAGUUAAGUAUAUAAACCAGUUCAAGGUACGAGUUGAAUUUAGUAAUGAGUUGAGCGCAAUAAAGUUUGAGCAGUGUAAAACUUUUAUUGAGAAAGGAUGGAGAAUUCAUAGGGCUAUGGAGAAAAGUUACUCAUACGGAGUAAUAAAAGAUGUCGAUAUGGAUAUUUCUGAAGCCGAAAUACUAAAAAGUAUUACUUGUCCGAAUGACAUACAGUUGGUGUCAGCUCUUCGACUUAACAGACGUAAUAGAAUCAAGGAUUCGGAUGAGCGAUGGUUACAGAGCGAAGCUGUUCGACUUUGUUUUAAAGGAACGAAUAUUCCCGCUUACAUUUACGUCGAUGAACUAAGAAUAAAGGUGGAUCCUUACAUAUUCCCAGUUACACAAUGUACAAGAUGUUGGAAAUUCGGACACUCAUUAAAAACAUGUUCGUCGAAAAUAGUUUGUCCGAAAUGUGGCGAUAAUCAUGAGAAUUGUGUUACUGAAAAUUUUAAAUGUGUAAAUUGCAAAGGAAAGCAUAUACGGCUAUGA